Brachypodium distachyon (stiff brome) is the source of this 1437-nucleotide messenger RNA. Its product is annotated as lysophospholipid acyltransferase LPEAT1. Gene Ontology annotation, biological process: phospholipid metabolic process. NCBI's taxonomy places the organism in Eukaryota, Viridiplantae, Streptophyta, Magnoliopsida, Poales, Poaceae. Gene Ontology annotation, cellular component: endoplasmic reticulum. The transcript has 8 exons. Bases 94 to 1218 code for a protein of 374 amino acids. Gene Ontology annotation, molecular function: lysophosphatidylethanolamine acyltransferase activity. The record is from RefSeq and is a predicted model, not a curated record.
CGGACACAAACCCGUAAAGACACAGGCACGUCGUCCCCACGGCCAUCGCGCCGAUCUCGGUCUCGCGGCUCUCUCUACUCACCUGAAUCCCCAAUGGCCGUCGACACCACCCCCGCCGCGCCUUCCCACCCCGAAGGCGGCGACAGCGGCGGAGAGGCCGUGCGGCCGCUCCUCUCCGGCGCGCCCGCGGAGGAGGAGGGGGAGGAGGAGGAGCUGGACGUCAGGUACGCGCCCUACGCGCGCAGGGACGCAUACGGGGUGAUGGGCCGCGGGCCGCUCUCCCCAGCGCAGGUGGCGCGGCUGGUGCUCGCGGCGGCAUUCCUCCUCCCGCUCCGUCUCGUGGCGGGGGUGUUCCUGGUCGUCGCCUACUACCUCGUGUGCCGCAUUUGCACGCUGUUCGUGGACGGACUGGAAGAGGGCCGUCCCCGCCUACAGGGAUGGAGGAGGGAGGCCGUGCUGCGGGCUGGCCGCGGGUUAUCGCGGGCAAUGCUGUUCGUAUUUGGGUUCUACUGGAUCCCCAUGUCCGAUAGAAGCGUCCCCAAUGCUGAGGAUGUACAUCAAGAUCAGUCUGCAGAACUGGAAAGACCAGGGGCAAUUGUAUCUAACCAUGUGUCAUAUGUAGACGUUCUUUAUCACAUGUCAGCUUCUUCUCCGAGCUUUGUUGCUAAGAACUCUGUAUCCAAGUUGCCCUUGAUUGGCCUCAUAAGCAAAUGUCUUGGAUGCAUUUUUGUACAACGUGAAUCUAAAGGUUCAGAUUCUAAAGGUGUCUCAGGUGCUGUAACUGAAAGGGUCCAAGAGGUUUCUCAAGACAAUAAUUCCCCCAUGGUUUUACUGUUUCCUGAGGGUACUACUACAAAUGGGGAUUACCUCCUCCCAUUUAAAACAGGAGCCUUUCUUGCAAGAGCACCAGUGCAGCCAGUCAUUUUAAGAUAUCCAUACAAAAGAUUUAGUCCAGCUUGGGACUCAAUGGAUGGGGCUCGUCAUGUGUUUUUGCUUCUAUGCCAAGUUGCAAAUUACAUAGAGGUGGUUCAUUUGCCUAUAUACUAUCCUUCUGAACAAGAAAAAGAUGAUCCUAGACUCUAUGCCAACAAUGUCAGGAAAUUGCUUGCGAUCGAGGGUAAUUUAACUCUUUCUAAUCUUGGGCUGGCGGAAAAGCGUGUCUAUCAUGCGGCACUAAAUGGUAAUAGUCCUCGUGCUCUGCAUCAGAAAGAUGAUUGAAAGCCCCUGCAUCACUCUUUGUACACUGACAGUUGAGGUGAUUGUAACAAUGUAUGCCAACUUUACAUGAUCAUGCCUUGCAUGUUUUCCUUGUUUGAGGAGCAUGACAAAUUCCCUCCUAUACUUUUUUUAGAUGAAUUCUCUCCUUAUACUACAUUGUAUAAAUACUAAUAGUUCAAUAAUAAUAUAUGGCAUAAUUACUGUGCUUGGUCAUUCACA